Messenger RNA from Suncus etruscus (white-toothed pygmy shrew), 2170 nucleotides. It is a transcript of the gene SLC41A3, whose product is annotated as solute carrier family 41 member 3. The transcript has 11 exons. Gene Ontology annotation, cellular component: plasma membrane. Gene Ontology annotation, molecular function: monoatomic cation transmembrane transporter activity. Gene Ontology annotation, biological process: monoatomic cation transport. The record is from RefSeq and is a predicted model, not a curated record. Bases 202 to 1644 code for a protein of 480 amino acids. Lineage: Eukaryota; Metazoa; Chordata; Mammalia; Eulipotyphla; Soricidae.
UCAUCCACCCAUGCAGAGAAGAAUUUCUGGAGGAGACAAAUAGUGAAGCAAAAAGAUUUGAUUACAAAGGCAGAGAGAGAGAGAGAGAGAUAACAUGUUCAUGGGAAACACAGGCUUCUCCAGAACACCCCCAUGAAGUGAAAGAGGGACUCACACACCCCAAAUUGAGGUUAUAGCUGCCAGGUGCUCCACUGUGUCCAAAUGGAAAAGACAGAGACCCGACAAAGGAGGCCAGAUGAUCUGGGGCUCCCUCAGGCCCACCUCAUAGGCAGAGUCCCUGCAGCCUCAGAAGAGGGACUUCUUAGUACUCCUGAAAGCCCAAGGCUUGUCACAAAGCACCUGGGACCUGACCUUAGCAAAGAGACUACCUGGUCUAUUGUUCUUCAGGUGACAGUGCCCUUCAUGUUCUCAGGCCUGGGGAUGUCUGGGGCCGGCAUGCUUUUGAACUAUUAUCAGCACUGGCCGGUGUUCACAGAGGUACAAGACCUUCUGACCUUGGUACCUUCCUUAGUGGGCCUGAAGGGGAAUCUAGAGAUGACACUGGCAUCACGACUGUCCACUGCUGCCAACACUGGCCAGAUUGACGACCCCCAAGAGAAGCACAGAAUCAUCAGCAGUAACUUGGCUCUUAUUCAGGUACAGGCCACCGUGGUGGGGCUCCUGGCCGCCCUGGCUGCAUUGUUGCUGGGUGCUGUGUCCCGGGAGGAACUGGACCUGGCCAAGGUGGAGCUGCUAUGUGCCAGCAGUGUCCUCACUGCCUUUUUCGCUGCCUUUACCCUAGGCCUGCUGAUGAUCUGUAUAGUGAUUGGUGCCCGAAAGCUGGGGGUCAACCCCGACAACAUCGCCACUCCCAUUGCAGCCAGCCUGGGAGACCUUGUCACCUUGUCGAUACUGGCGCUAGUUAGCAGCUUCUUCUAUAAACACAAAGACACCCGGUACCUGAAGCCUUUGGUCUGCGUGUGCUUCGUCGCUCUAAUCCCCGUGUGGGUGCUCAUUGCCAAGCAGAGCCCCCCCAUCAUGAAGAUCCUGAAGUUUGGUUGGGUCCCUAUUAUCCUGGCCAUGGUCAUCAGCAGCUUUGGAGGGCUCAUCCUGAAUAAAACCAUCUCAAAGCCUCCCUACAAAGGCAUGGCCAUAUUCACUCCCAUCAUCUGUGGUGUUGGUGGCAAUCUAGUGGCCAUACAGACCAGUCGCAUCUCCACCUACCUACAUAUGUGGAGCACACCAGGAAUCCUGCCUAUCUGGAUGAAAAAGUUUUGGCCUAACCCGUGCUCUACAUUCUGUAGCUCAGAAACCAAUUCCAUGUCAGCCCGUGUCCUGCUCUUCCUCGUGGUUCCAGGCCAUCUGAUUUUCUUCUACAUCAUCUACCUGGUGGAGGGCCACUGGGUCACCAACAGCACUAUCUUUGUGGUGCUCUACUUGCUGGCAGGCCUCAUCCAGGUGACGAUCCUACUGUACCUGGCAGAUGUGCUUGUUCGGCUGACGUGGCACCAUGCCCUGGAUCCUGACAAUCACUGCAUCCCCUACCUCACAGGGCUGGGGGACCUGCUUGGGACAGGCCUCCUGGCCCUGUGCUUCCUUAUCAGCUGGCUGUGUAGGGGCAAAGCAGAGCUGGAGGGCCUCUCAGGAGCUGUGCCCCAUCCCUAAUAAUCUUGGGACCAGGCUCGCACUGUAGAAUCUGUCCACCCCAGCUGGGCCCUCAUGGACUUGACACCUCGAGGAGCCCAUGGGUCUUGGCUGUUGAAAGGAAGCCCACUGGACUCUGGACUUAGGAAACCUGCCUUGCUGGAGACCCGGCCUCAGGAACUUUGUCAAUAUACAUUUAAAGUGCCUGUGGGUGCCUACUGGUGAGGGUGGGAUGAGCCUGAGUGCUCGAUACAGGGCAUGUAUAUGCUCACAGGCCUCUGGCCCAAACACACAGAAGGAAGAAGCAUUUCCAAAGUCCUUUGGAUGUGGUAUAUCCCUAUUUUGCUGGUGAAGAUUAAGGAAGAGGCUUAUCUGCUGUUCCUAGCGUUGGGACUCUGGAGGUAAAUUCACCUUCAUGAGCCCUAGAAUAGGUCCACUUUGCUGCUAACCUCCUACCGCACCCUUCCUUGGCACCCCUUGCCCUGUUUUUGGCAUCACUGUCACUAUCCACCCAUUUUAUUUUUAAUCCUUUUUUUAAAAAAAAAAA